Molecule: messenger RNA, 1533 nt
Organism: Closterium sp. Yama58-4
Lineage: Eukaryota; Viridiplantae; Streptophyta; Zygnematophyceae; Desmidiales; Closteriaceae
Source: the annotation of a GenBank genome assembly
AUGUUUUCAGGCAUGUCAAGUACAAAGGGUCCUUGUUACCUUGGCCGCCCCUGGCGCCCGGAUGCACGGGUCAUCCUAUCACACUGCUAUAUUGGUCAGUGUGUGCCACGGCGUGGUUGGGACCGCUGGGACGAUUCCACAGACAUUAACAGGCCAACGUUUUGGGAGUUCAGAUGUGAGGGGCCUGGUUCGAUCAAUGCGUCUUCCUCCACCGAUCAACCUUCAGACCAAGAUAGACGUACAAUGCAGAAAAGUCCUCCAUCAGAAUCAGUGCGAUUCAUUGGCCGAGAGCCUUCAGAAGCUGAAAUUGCUCCAUUUCUAGACUGGCCAUCCUUUUUUGCAUUGACGGUCUGCCCAGAGACGACCUUUCCUGGGCCAGCACCGUCGUGCUCUGUUAAUGAAGAUGGACCACUCGGAACUCCUCGUCCUCCGAUUGAAGAAACCACUCCUGUGACCGCAGCUGCAACAAGAAUGAUCCUGGUGGGUCCAAAGGCACCAAAAGCAAAAACCUCAGCCCAUGACCCUGUGCAUGGUACAGUGAAGCAGUUCACGAGUGUGCAGGAGGCCAUUGAUUCAGUGGAGUCUGGGGGGAAGCACACCACUGUGAUUGCAGUCCAGCCAGGCACAUACUUCGAGCAGGUUCGAGUCCCCUGCAAUAAGACACACAUCCUGCUGCGGGCGGCAUCAGUCGGGGAAGCAAACGCCGGUGGUGGGGAGGUCCGGAUAGUCUUCAGUGCGCACGCAGGAAAGCCUAAGCACAGCAGCAGCGGCGGCAGCAGGAGUGGCAGUAUUAGUGGGACAGAUGCCAGUGCUGCUGAGAGCUACACGACAUAUACUUCUGCAACUUUUGCGGUUGAAGCCAGCCAUUUCACGGCAGAGGGGAUAGAGUUUGAAAACGCAGCAGGACCUCAAUGUGGGGGCGCAUCAGGGCAGAACCAGGCAGUGGCAGUGCGGGUGACAGCGGAGCGAGCAGAGUUCCACCGGUGCAGCUUCCUGGGAUGGCAGGACACACUCUAUUUGCACCGUGGCAGUGCGUGGUUCAGGGAUUGCCGAGUGGAAGGAUCAGUGGACUUCAUUUUUGGAGGACCUAAGGCACGCGGCUACUGGAAGGAAUGUGAGGUGGCGGUGAGGGGCAGGGGUUGGAUGACAGCUCACUGCAGGGACCUCACCCAGUGGCCUGACGACACCAAUGGUGCAUUCGUCUUCGAUGCUUGCUCCAUCCAAGCGGCAGAUGCAUCAGUGCCCGACAGCUGUGCGCUGCUGGGGCGGCCAUGGGGUCCAGACGCCUGUGUGCUGCUGCAUGGGUGCAGUAUAGGAGCCGUGGUCAAGGCAGAGGGGUGGGGCGUAUGGAACUCUGCGACUGAUGUUUCUCGCCCUCGAUUCCUGGAGUGGAAUUGCACCGGGCCCAGUGCUUCGUUGGCUCAUAGGACUAUAGGGCGGCAGGCAACACAAGAGGAGGUGGACCAGCUGGUGCCCGAGAGUGUGUUCUUCCAGGACUUGCCAGGUUUCCCUGCUUCCACACCAGUGCCUUGA